AUGUCUAAUUUCUUUAGAGACUCAUCUUUAGGAUUCAAAUCAAGAUCCAAUAUUUUUAGCAAGUUUAAAAAUAAGGAAACAAGCUUAACUAAUACAAAAUCCAACCAAACAAAUAUUUCUUUAAAUGAGGACAAUGGACACUUAUCCUUCAUUGAUGAUGAAGCAGAUACUUCUAUUACUAAUACUCUGAUGUUGAUAUCAAAGAACAAUUCAAAUUCUGGACUAACAAACACACAUGGUGAUAGUGAUCAAACGACACAACAGACAUCAGAUGAAUCCAUUGUUCUAGGUCCAAGCCAAAAAGUAUUUUUUUCCAGCACUCCUAUAAAUAAUAAUCAAAAUAAUACAAAUUAUUCUUUAAACAAUGUUAAUUCAAUAAAAAUGAGUAAUGCUAAGAAUCAAAUAAAUACAGAACCCAUAAAUGAUGAUGAUGAUUUUGAAAUCACUGAGGUGAGAGAAAUAGAUGAUCAGAAAGACAAAAUUUCUUUACCAAAUAUUAAUGAUAAUACUGCUGCUCUGACUAAUAAUAAUAACCAACUUAUCGCAAAAACUGUAACACCAACAAGAUCCAACAAAGAAAUAACCUCUUCAACAAUGAUUGAUAUAUCAAAUUCCUCUUCAAAUGAUGUUUUAUUAGAAGCCUUCACUAAUACACAACGGAUUUGCUCCAAUUUGAAACAAGAAUUAAUAUUGAAACAAAGUGAGAAUAGUAAAAUGAAGAUUAAAUUAAAUUCUUGUGAAAAUGACAUAAAUAAAGUUAAUAUCAAGAUUGAAAGUUUUAAAAAACAAUUGGCAGAGUUAGAGAACAAAAGUCGGAAGUUGCUUUCACAGAAAGAAACAGAUAAUGGAAAAAUCCGAAAUUUAAAGAAAGAAUAUGAAACAUCUAAAAAAAUAGUUAACGGUUAUAGAGAUGACAUUAUUUUGUUGAAAACACUACUAAACAAAAUACAAGACAGUAAAAGAGAUAUAGAAAUAGAAUCAACAAAGAGAGCAAAAGAAAUAGAGUAUUUAAAAAGGGAAUUGGAUGAUUGUUCUGGGCAAUUAAGUGAAGAGAAAAUAAAAAAUGGGUCCCUCACACAUGAAUUAGGAACAUUUAAAAAUGAAAUUGUUGGAGAAAUCAAACAGCUAACCGAACUUUCAUGGGAUGAUUUCUUGAAAAAAAAUAUGACAAAUAACAAAGAAUUUUUUGAUAAUUUAAAUAAUGAUCUUAAAAAUAACUCAAAAACAGAAUUUGAAAAAAUUUUAACUACGAUAGAAGAUAAUGACGGAACGUUGUUUGAAAGAUUAGGAGAGGAAUAUAAUAUAAUAUUGAAAUCUUUGAAUAAAAUAGAGGCAAAUUCCAUACAAGAGUCUAGAAGUAUCUCUGAUACUUCCAGCUCUCUUAAACAGAUAAUUAUAGAAAAUAUCAAUUUUGCAAAGAAGGCAUUAUUACAUGAAAUUUUGAAAGGGAAUGAAACGUCAAUUAACAGUUUCAAUAAUUCUUUUUUAGAGAUAACAAAAAACAAUCAAAUUUUCUCUGAUCAAAUACAACAAAUGUGUACCCAGUUUGGAGAAUAUCAAGAAAAACUAAUUUUAUCAAAAGAAUAUGAACAAACAAUAAAAGAUUUAGAAAUGGAAAUAUGCUCUCUAAAACAACAAAUAAAUGAAAACAUGAGCCUUAUAGGCAUUAAAGAUGCACAACUUGAAGAAAAUUCUAGUACAUAUACAGAACAAAAUUCAAAACUUGUUACUUAUAAACAAGAGGAAGAAAAGUUGAUGAUACUAGUAAACCAAAAUAAUAUUAAACUAGAAAAAUGUGAACAAGAACUCUCAUAUUAUCAAAACUUGCUUAAUACUGAAAAAGCAAACUUUGAUAAUAAACUUGCCUCACAAAAUGAAAUAAACAGUGCAAUUAUUUCUGAAAAUGAGACAUUGAAGCAAAGAUUACAAGAACUUCAAAGUUAUAAAACUACAUGGGAACAAGAGCAGGAAAGCAAGUUAGAGAAAUUUCAAAAAAUCAAUGAUCAAUUUCAAAAAUUAAAUGUAGAGACUAUUCAACUAAAGGCACAUGAACUCGAAUUAGAAGAAGAAAAUAGAAAUUUAAGAAAAUCAAUAGAGUCUAAUAAAGAAUCUUUUCAAGAAAACAUAAGUGAAAUAAAAUUCUUGAGACAAAAUAUAGCUUCAUAUAACACAGAAAGACAAGAGUUCAUUGCUGAAAAAUUGUGUUUACAAGACAAAAACGAAGAAUGUCACUCAAUUAUAAAACAAUUAAAAGCAGAAGUUACAUGGUUCAAGGAUAAAAUGAAAAAUUUGGAGCAAAAUAAUUACAAGAAAGAUGUUAAUGCAAAAGAGAAUAAUUCAAAAACUAAUGAUACCCAAUAUCAUAAGGAAAGAAGUAAUUCUAUAUUUCUUCAAACACAGAUUCUUAAAGAUCCCAUUAAAAAGAACAUACUACAACAAAAUAAAAUUAAUAAUCAAAGGAAAAAAACAUCACGUAAUAAGAUUGAAAAAAAUCAUGCUUUUGAAAUUAAUGGAAAGAAAAAAUCGAUGGAUGAUGAAUUUGAACUAUCGUUUUCUUCAACUGAUGAUCUUGAACUAACAAACUCUUCGCUAUUAUAUGUAAAGCCGUUGAAUCCAAAGAUAAAAAUGACCAGCAGAAAGGAAAACAAGAAAAAGUUGUUGUUAGUAGAUGAUUUUGAUUUGGAAGAACCAAUAUCUAAAAAAACAAAUUUAAAUAAAAGAAUCAAAAAAUAA
Messenger RNA from Arxiozyma heterogenica, 2733 nucleotides. RefSeq names its product Zip1p (gene ZIP1). The transcript is spliced from 2 exons. Bases 1 to 2733 code for a protein of 910 amino acids. Lineage: Eukaryota; Fungi; Ascomycota; Saccharomycetes; Saccharomycetales; Saccharomycetaceae. The record is from RefSeq and is a predicted model, not a curated record.